Messenger RNA from Hemibagrus wyckioides, 3689 nucleotides. It is a transcript of the gene itpkcb, whose product is annotated as inositol-trisphosphate 3-kinase Cb. Gene Ontology annotation, biological process: inositol phosphate biosynthetic process. Gene Ontology annotation, molecular function: inositol tetrakisphosphate kinase activity; inositol-1,4,5-trisphosphate 3-kinase activity. Lineage: Eukaryota; Metazoa; Chordata; Actinopteri; Siluriformes; Bagridae. The transcript has 7 exons. Gene Ontology annotation, cellular component: nucleus; cytoplasm. Bases 78 to 2156 code for a protein of 692 amino acids. The record is from RefSeq and is a predicted model, not a curated record.
UAUGUGGCCAACAGGAAGCCAUUUUGUAUCCGGACAAAGUUAAAGGCAUUGGCUGAUUGAUCUGUACGGCACGUAGGAUGGGUCAAUCUGUGUGCGCGUUGUCAUACUCCACAGCGCCUUCAGUCAGAGCGAGCGGAGAGGCAGCCCGAGCGACGGGCGGAACAUUACAACUUUGCGGAUUUGCCUGUUUGGAAAGCAGGAGCCACCGGUUGGACGACAAUCCGAUGAAAAAUAAGCAGCUACCGAGACUUGAAUGGUACCGGCGUCACGCGUUUGAAGUAGGAGGGGAUGUGCUGGAGACGCGCGGAAAGAUAGACGGCCAGAGGAAGUCGCUCGACGGUGGGAGAGACUCGGAGACGGACCGGACCGCCGCCUGCACGACUGCACGGGCUUCCGCGCAUUCCGUCGCGAACUUCGAAGGAGUUUCGAGCCACGAAGCAACUGUAGCCAUCGAUGCGGGCUUCGGUAGCGUCGGUGUGCUCGAGUGGGCUGAUCUUACCGAUUCACAAUGCAGAGCACGAGCAGCUACCGAGAAGAAGACGAAGAAUCAUGAGUGGAGCUGCUCACCGCCGAGCAUGGAGGAACCCCGAGAAAGAGACAUCAAUCUGAGCGGGAUCGGUUUCGAUGGCGCAACAGCCCUAAGGCUGUUCACACCGAUACCUACCGGCCCGUUUACAGAGGAAAAUAAAACGGCUCCAGAGCGACAGAUUCACUCUUGCGCGAACUCUUAUGUAGCCAACAGGCUCCUCGUUCCGUCACGUAUGACCAGAACUCCUCGGACUGUCGAACCCUCUUCACCGGGAGAAUCGCCUCCUGACUUUACGCACAGAACCAAGGACCAAGACAACACACCCAUCUGUCUUGAAGAGGAGUACGACCAUGGCCAGGGUUUAAUGGAGUACCACACUUACCCCGGGACCAUUCCGAGACUCAUUGUGACACACGAUCCGAGCCCCAGCCAAGCCGAGGACGUGGAGGUCGCCGAGUUCCCGCUGAACUUCGGGGCUUUAUCUCUGGACCUGCAGCCCGGCCAUGAGUCCCCGUACUCGGACAGCGGCUGCGGAGGUUCUCCUAUCCCUCGCGUGUCCAUGCGGAAACUCUCCAGCUCAUCCUCGGCUGGACUCUCGUCCGCGUCCUCCUUCGAGGAGUCAGAGGAUGACAUAACCGGGAGUGACGUCGAGCCCUCCGGCUUGUCCCCGAGCACGCGCGUCCCGUUCGGCAGUCCGGAAGAGCUGUCCAGGACGAGAUCCUGGAGGAAGUUAAAAAGCAUGGUGCACAUCACACCCUUUGUGGUGUCCUAUAAGAAGCACUACCCGUGGGUGCAGUUAGCCGGCCAUGCAGGUAAUUUCCAGGCGGGAGAAUUUGGACGGUUGUUGAAGAAGUACUGUGCAUGUGAGCAGCAGUGCCUGGAACAGCUGAUGUCUGACUCGCUCAAGCCCUACGUGCCAGGCUACUACGGCGUGGUGCGGCAGGACGAUCAAGACUACAACCUGAUGGACGACCUGCUGGCCGACUUCAACUCUCCGUCCAUCAUGGACUGCAAGAUGGGCAGCAGAACGUAUUUGGAGGAGGAAUUGGUGAAAGCUCGCGAGCGGCCCAAGUUAAGGAAGGACAUGUAUGAGAAGAUGGUGGCGGUGGAUCCGGACGCCCCGAGCGCAGAAGAGAAGGCUCAGCAGGCCAUUCUGAAACCACGCUACAUGCAGUGGAGAGAAACGCUCAGCUCCACAGCCACACUCGGCUUCCGCAUUGAAGGCAUCAAGAAAGCAGAUGGCACAUGCAACACCAACUUUAAAAGGACCAAGCACAGAGAGCAGGUUAUGAAAGCCCUGGAGGACUUUGUGGAUGGAAACACACAGAUCCUGAGGAGUUAUCUACUGAGGCUAGAGGAACUGCGAGGGGUGCUAGAGAACUCUGAGUUCUUCCAAACACAUGAGGUGGUAGGCAGCUCUCUGCUCUUCGUCCACGACACUUCAGGCCUGGCGCGAGUCUGGAUGAUCGACUUCGGAAAGACUGUGCCUCUUCCUCCACAUCAGAGGCUGGACCAUCGCACUCCGUGGAGCGAAGGCAACCGCGAAGACGGAUACCUGUGGGGAAUGGACAACCUUAUCGACAUCCUCAGCUCCAUGAUUCCGGACAAAUCGUACGUCGAGCCGUGACCAUGUGCAGUGGAGUAGGGACAGAGGACACUUUCUAGACCAGAUAACUGUUGCUUCGUGCUCGGAGGAAGAAAGAAACAAAGCAUGUGAAAAGAAGGAGAAGAAACGUCGGAGUGCCUUAGCAGACUGAGGGUCAGUCACGCAGCAGGAUGAAUGCGCCGUGUAUACAAAGUCCGUGCGCGAUCACGAUCGGACGAAAAGGACAGACUUUUAUUUUUUUUAUUUUUUUUUUUAAAGCAGGUUUGUACAUUUAUAGGGCGAAGAGCUUGAGAUUUUGAAACAUAAUGAAACUACAGAUAACACUAACACUGGAAACCUAUCCAUCUGUGCAUCCUCAAUGAAUAUUUUUAUAGUAGUGUAAAUAGACUAAUUUAAUUUUAUUCAUAAGAACACUUUUAUUUUAUUUCUCCCCCCCUUGUGCUUCAUGGUUUACUGCCUCUUCUUUAACAGUGAUUUCAGCGACAUCACCUUUCUGAGUAUUCACCCUUUAAUCAGGUUCGAAUCUUAAUGUUUUGUAACACAAGCAGGUUAAUAUCUGAGACAAUGGCAUACGGCAUCGCUUGCAAGAUUUAAUUUCCAUUUUCGGUUUUAAUGAACGAGUAUUUGAGGUCCGAUUCACUGAAUGUGUUAUCAUACAUCCUAUGAACGAUUCCCGUGGUAAUUUGUCCAUGUGAAUCUUGAACAUUCGAAGUAUUUGAGCUUUUAAAAAGGUGGUGUUGUUUUUUGAAAGCCGUAGAAUUCGGUCAGGCAGCUGGUUUUCUGGGCUCAAAUCUCAAGUUGCUUUAUUUUUAUUAAGACCCUUUUCCCCCUAUUAAAAGUAUUUCAGAAACUGGAUCUAUACCAAAUAUAUCAAAUUGGAGCCAAAGAACAAGCUCUUGUGUGUCCAGGACACACAUUAAAUAACUGGAGCCAAGAACAGCGAUUAGUCACUUCCUGAGGCACUGCAUGUGUUAUUCUAUGUAAACACUGAUUGUACUAUUUUAUGUUAUCUGUCUGUUCUUUCUAUCUGCUGUAGAUCCCCCACUGAUCGGUAGUUUGGCCUUGUUUCUGUUUUAUUUUAACAAUCAUUCAAUGUUGUUCAAUGACUGGAAUAUCGCUUAAAUAUUUUGACUGAUAUUUUUUUUUAAAAAUUCGAUCGCUUUAUUUCAGUAACAAGGUACAGUCUGAGCCAGCAAGGAAUUUCUUGAGAAAAAAUAUUUCAAAACCUCUUAAAUCGGUGAAAAAGCAUCGUGUCGAGCGGAUGAUGGAUCUACGUGCAUCAUGAUCCAGGAAAAAUAUUGGAAGACCAUGUUGCUCAACCUGUGACUUUCUUACAUAAUCCCUCAGUGCUUAUAUCAGUGCCAAAAUCACAACUCAUCCCAGUGUUGUGUUGAAACAUGUUGACUGGAAACGUGCGCUUUUGAUCUCUUCUGAAAGAAUACAUCAUUUCCUUUGAAACUGGAACAUGUUUUUCAUGCCAUGAUUUUCCAAUCAAUUUAGUGGAUGCUGGUUUGUGGAGAUAUUUUUUUUUUGAUAAAGUUCACUUUAAAGCUA